GAAGAGGACCUGUCAAUUUGGAAGGGCUGGCAAAAUCCACGGAGACGUAUUCCAAAGGAGUUAUUUGGAGUACACAUUCUGCCAGUACCAUUGUGAGAAUAUGGCCAGUGUAGAGCACUUCACCUGCCCGGCAUGUACACCCAACAUGAUAGCUCUUUGCGCAGAUGGCAACAGAAAGCAGUACCGAUUUCGACAGUCAAAAGGGUCAGAGCAACCAUAUUUUGACGGUACUUUCAUCGCCAAGGACGCUGAAGUACAGCAUUUUGUUGAGGAGAUCAGGAGUAAAAUGAAAAGUACUGCCGGCAGAGGAAUCUGUGGAGCCAGUCAGUGGUCUGCUGCACGGGAGACAGCCAGAAGAGCUAGUAAACUGGAUGAAGAGGGCAUUGAGGUGGUUGUUUGCCGACACGGAGUGCUAUUGAAGGCCCUCAACAUGUAUAGGGGGGAAAUAUUUGCUUAUCCGCUGUUCCUGCAAAAGGAGCUUCAGGCAGCCACAAAUGGACAGUUCUUUUGCACGGAUAUUGCUUGCAAGUAUUGGCCCUACCUUGAAAAGUUGUCGGUCUCCAUGUCAGAACUCAGACCUUUACUGCAGAUGAGGCCAUUCCUUUCUGUCAUGCAUGCCAAGGCCCAUUCAACAAAGUGUGAGAUAAUCUGGAGUGGCAAAAAUCAAGAGGGUGCUGGUACAACUGCAGGGGAGGAGGUCGAAAUGGUAAACAGCUACCUCUCUCGUUGUGCCCUCACAACCAAGUACAUGACAAAAUCUGCCAGGAAUGACAUGUUAACAGUCCAUGCUAUUGGAUGGAACCGACGGAAGCAGGAAGGCCUUCAUCUUGCAUUAUCCAGCAGAUACGUCAAGACUUGUGAAAAGGCGGAGGCUGAUUCUCAGAGACUGGAAGAUUUGACCAAUCAACUUGGUUGCCCUGAGAACAUGGUGCAUCAGUGGGUUCAUGAUGUCAGAGAAUGGGCUUCCGAUGAUUCUGCAGGUACCAGAUGUGAUGACCAACAACCUCUUCAGGAAUCAAUUGAAGAAAUGUUCCUUGCGGUUCAUCACAGAAAAGCCAGCCUUUAUAAUCAGACUGACAGCAACAAAAUCCGACAGUUGCGACGAAGGAAAUUGGGAGAAGAGAAGAAAAAACUGUUUGAAAAAAUCAAGCUGUACAAUGAGCAGGUUGCAGAUGAGGAGCGCAUCCUUGAGGAUAAGGUGGAAAGCAGACUCUCUGUGGUGGAAGGAGACAGUGGGGCAGACUGUCUAAUAUGGCCGUGGGAAGUGCACAGCAGAGAAUCGAGCAAUAUCCUUACGAAGAAGAAGAUUUUUGAUGUUUACAUGUCAAAAAUGCGGCUUCAAGAGGAAAAGAUCAUUUUGAUAAGGGAGAUGAGACAGCAUUGCACCUACCUCAGAAAGCUGGCCUGGAGUCUCCGCAAAAUGAUGUCCGAAAUGUCUUCUGGCAGGAACAGUGGCAGUUUAAGUGAAGAGGGGCAUCGUGGGCUGCUGUGUCUUCAUCAGAAAAGGCUUGCUGAUGUGGAGAGAUUCCAAGUCGUUAGCUCAAGGUACAGCGAGGCUUUAGGACCGAAUGCUGCUUCUCUGCUUGAGGAUGGACCCGAGGACAUACCGGAGGACCACAAAGAACAUGUAUAUGAGAGUUCAGAUGAGAGUGAUUUUGAGGCAGUGUAA
This is a messenger RNA of Perca fluviatilis (European perch), 1669 nucleotides long. RefSeq lists its product as uncharacterized. The record is from RefSeq and is a predicted model, not a curated record. Lineage: Eukaryota; Metazoa; Chordata; Actinopteri; Perciformes; Percidae. The transcript is spliced from 11 exons. The coding region runs from base 101 to 1669 and encodes 522 amino acids.